AUGCCACAGCUCAAGCCAAUACCGUUGACCAUGGACGAGUUGCAACUCUCUCCUGACGAUGAGAGAUAUGCCGAUGGCGCAGCUUGUGUGCGCAAAUACUGGGCGCAUGCUACCCAGCUCAAUGUUUGGCAGCAGAAGCAAAUGAUCGAACAUAUCAAAAGCCACAGUUACGCAGUGGAACCUGCCGGAAGUCCUAUACAAUCACACAAGCUGUAUCGCGAAGAGAUGCUACGACACCAAAUGCUUGGCUUAGUAGGCCUAACGUCGCCUCCUUACCUCAUUCUAUCAGCAGUAUACCCCAAGUUGCCAGAGGAGUAUGUGGAGGCAGUCAAGCUUGCAUUUGGAACCUAUGAUAUCGAUGCAAUCAAUAAAUAUUUCAGGCUGCUGGGCCUCAAAAAGAAAGAGCAAUUAGCUACUAUCGCCAUUAAAAAAAGCUCCCCAUCCAUCCAGAGGAAGCAACCAGCGUCGAGUUCUUUGGCCAAGCAGCGACAAAUCAGCAGUGCAAGCUCGGCUCCUGGCAACGAUAUUUCCAGUCCCCCUCCGGUCUUGGAACACUUACAGCCUGGGUAG
This is a messenger RNA of Trichoderma virens Gv29-8, 570 nucleotides long. RefSeq lists its product as uncharacterized. The coding region runs from base 1 to 570 and encodes 189 amino acids. The record is from RefSeq and is a predicted model, not a curated record. The transcript has 2 exons. NCBI's taxonomy places the organism in Eukaryota, Fungi, Ascomycota, Sordariomycetes, Hypocreales, Hypocreaceae.